Molecule: messenger RNA, 12150 nt
Organism: Amyelois transitella
Lineage: Eukaryota; Metazoa; Arthropoda; Insecta; Lepidoptera; Pyralidae
Gene: Ppcs
Product: phosphopantothenate--cysteine ligase
Exons: 7
Coding region: 262-1230 (322 amino acids)
Biological process (GO): coenzyme A biosynthetic process
Cellular component (GO): cytoplasm; nucleus
Molecular function (GO): phosphopantothenate--cysteine ligase activity
Source: RefSeq, a predicted model, not a curated record
UGUUCGGAAUUUCGGAGUGGAAUGAAACUAUCCGAGAUUUCUCUCGGAGGAUCAUAAACUUAAAAUUUAAAAUAAAAGCCGGCGGUGUAAGUCACAGCAUAGUGCUAUCUUCAGAGCAAAGUCCACGGAUUGUUAUCUCGCUCCAAAGGUAAUACACAUAUAAAUCAAGCAAAUAAUCUUUGCAAAUCUUAAGAUGUCAGUGAAGUCUGUCCCUCUCGCAUUGAUUUUUCGCUGAAACCCGAGUCGGAGCUAUCAGCAACAAUGGCAAGUGGUUCCUGGGAAGAGUUCUUCGCUAUCCAUCUGCCUCCAACCGACUUCGAGGACAACCGCUCCCUCCUCAAGGAGUUCUGUGAGCGACACGACCAAUAUGGGAACAAGAUUGUUCUCGUCACGUCUGGGGGCACCACGGUCCCCCUGGAACACAACACGGUGCGCUUCGUGGACAACUUCAGCGCCGGCACCCGGGGCUCCGCCUCCGCCGAGUACUUCCUCGAGCAGGGAUACGCAGUCAUCUUCAUGCACCGCCAGAAGUCUCUGGAGCCAUUCACGAGACACUUCAGCGGACAGAAGCUGAUGGAUAUGCUGGAUAUACAGGAGAGGGGGCCGAAUACUACCAUCACAGUAAAACCUGACAGCGUAGACGUGCUCGCGCCCAUCCUGCUGCGGUACAAGGCUGCGCACGCGGCGGGCGCGAUCCUGUACGUGGCGUUCACCACGGUGUCCGAUUACCUGUGGCUGCUGAGGGCCGCCUGCGAGUGCCUGGCGCAUUGUGGCUCCAGGGCAAUGCUGUACCUGGCCGCCGCUGUGUCAGACUUCUACAUACCUAAGGACAAAGUGCCCACGCACAAGAUGCAAUCUGACAGCGGAGCCCCAGUGAUCCAACUCCACUUGGUGCCAAAGAUGUUGGCUCCUCUGGUGAACCUGUGGGUACCUGCCGCCUACGUCAUCUCCUUCAAGCUAGAGACUGAUGAGAACCUCCUCAUACCGAAGGCGAGGGCGGCACUCGAGAAGUAUAAGCAUAAGAUGGUGGUAGCGAAUAUGCUGCAAAGCCGCCACCACCGGGUCAUCCUGGUCACUCCCGAGGCCAGUCACGAGAUUCUGCUGACGAGGGAGGAAGUUCACGCUGGCGUGGACAUAGAAUCGGCGAUAGUGUGCGAGAUCGGCCGCCUGCACGCGGAGCACAUGUCGCAGGCGGGCGAGCCGGUGUGGGCGCCGCGCUCGCCGCGCUGAUCCUCGCGCGUGCGCCGCCGCCUCUACCUCACGCCGGAGUAGGCGGCACGGCCGUUCUCAUUUCAAAUUUGAACUGAAAAACUGGACAGUGUAAUUUAAAUUUGAAAAGUGGAGUGUUUUUUUUUCGAAUUUGGUACUGGCUAUCAACAGUGUGUGUUUUAAAAGUGAAGCUGGAAGCGAUGUAUUUUAAAUUUGGAAGUGGACGUGAAUUGUUCUCUUGUUUGUUUCUUUUUGUGAAUGCAAUGCUGGCAACAAGGUAAUAGUGCGUUUUUGAAAAAGGAAGCUGGGCACAUGUAACUGUAAAACUUCAAUUUGGAAAUGGAAUUGGUUGGACGUGGUAUUUUUAUCAUGUGUUACUCGUUAUAAGUGGCAAUCAAUAGUGAACUAAAUUUGAAAAUUAACUGUACCAUUUUACGUAUUUUUGUGAGGAAAUUUAGAUGUGAAUUUUAAAAUACGACUUUAUUUAUUAUUUAUGCUUACUUUUGUUGUUUGUAGUGAAAAACGUGAAUUUUCGUAUGACUACCUACCUCACCGCAAAAGAUCUUACAAUGAAGAAUAAAUUGAAUAUUAAAAAAAAUAAACUUCUAAGGGAUAUCCUUAUAAAUUUGAGAUUCUCCUUUUGCAAACUAUCACUAUCACUAGCGAUGGGCUAGCAAACUAUCACUAUUUGAAUCUGACUUCCAUCUUUAUUCCGACAGCUGAACAUGGCCUUUCAGUCUUUUUGGGACUGCUGGCUCUGUCUAUCCGUCAGGGAUAAAGACGUGAUUAUAUAUAUGUAAAUCUUCCCCUGAAGCGUCGAUCAUGGCGGACAUGGCUCUGGUUCAUAUUUUGACUUAGUUGCAUUAUAUUUAUGUGCGCAGGCGCCUUAGCCAAACGUAGAGAACCGCCGAGCGUUUAAACGCAGCAGUCCAACCGCUUGUCUACAACGCAAUUAACAAGCGGGGUAUUAUGAGGCACAAAAUAGUUAUCUAAUUUAGUGAAUGUCUCAAAUCGGCGAUAUGAAGUGGGUGAUGAUAAGUCUAGCUGGUUUUGAGUAAAAUUCUAAAUGCAAAAAUUACCGCGCCCCAAUUUCUGAAGGAAUGAAGUAAAUUUUACGGUUACCGCCGUAAUUAAAUAUACCUAUAUUGUGUAUAUAAAAGUGUAAUAUUAUAAAUUUGGAUAUAAUUAUAUCACUAUACGCUGAUAGAGUUUACGAAUUGAAUUAUAUUAGUAAUUUUUUUUAAGAAUGGAGAAUAUUAUUAGCAUGGAUUAAUAAAAAAAACAUAAUAGAUUAAAAAAAUAAAACAACUCACGGCAGUCACUAGCGACAGCAAGAAAAACUUUUGGUAAUAGUAACCGUAUUUUCAUUUAAAAUUUCAUCUUCUUUUUUACAUAUCAGAUAAAAAUCUAAAUAAAUUAUAUAUAGGGACAUGUAACUAGGUGACUGUAUGUUAAAAUGUAUAUUAAACUAAUAUUCGCUACAACCAAAUUACCUGAAAUUUAUAACCAUAUGUGUUUCGAAACUAUAUAUAUAUUAUUAGGUGUAUGUGUAUGUGGGAUUGGUGAAAGUAAAACAGUUCGGAAUUAUAUCGUAAAUCUUCUUAUUUUAAAUAGUCUUCUUCAAAACACAUAUUUUAACGUUACUUACAUCGUACCACAGACUCCCUAUUCUAUAUCGUAAUGUUGCAAGUAUAAAAAAUAUGUAAGAGGAAAGCUAAAUAAAAGCAAGACACAAAACUUCUACCACAUAUACCUACAUAUAUGGAACCAUUUUGUCUUAACAUAAUAUGUGGUCGUCCAAAUCAAAAGGGACCUUAUAGCGGAAAUGAGUUAUGUACAGAACUGAAAACUACAUAAACGUACCGAGCUAUAGACCCAAGAACCAACCUUCUAACCACUACCGUUAUUUUUUUACGAAUUUUUGAAGUUCACUGAUCGAAAUUAUAAGUUUUGAGAAAAUCGCAAUUUAAGUAUGCCGUACAAAAAAGUUAUGUUUUAGUGUGAAGUUAUGUAACUGAUGGUAUACUUUGAUUGACUAUGAUUAUAACUAAUGGAUUUUUUUACAAUCCUUGCAUAAACUUGUCUGUUGUGGGAACUAGACCUGCCAACAUAAUGCAUUAUCAAUGAGAUGCAAAGUAUCAAUAAUAGUAUUAAAAAUAAGUAAACCGCCUGUUUGUCACUAAACUUUUAUCGUUUUUAUAAUGCUACUAAUUACAUAGAUUUGCGAAAGGCCUUAGAUGUAAAUAAAAACAACACAUAAUUUAAAAAAAAGUAGUUUUUAUUUACUAGCAAAAAUUCUUAUUCUUUAUAAACUUUGAAAUCUGACAGUAACAAAAUCAACGCUUAAUUACUAAAUAGGUUAUACAUAAUUGGUUAAGAUGCUAAUAAAGCUAAGAGAUCAAUGAUAACUGUUAGUUAUGAUCUUUUAAAGUUACGUAGAGAACUGAACAAUUUCUUCAAACAAAUUUAAAAAGGGCCCUUAUGGUAGGCACUAAACAUUUUUUUUAAUUUUUAGCAUGCAAAAUCAACAUUUUAGUGCAACAUUCAAGAUAACUUAAAUUUUCUUUUUUUAUUAUCACAACAAGGUAUGAAAAUGUUACUUAGUUAACAAAUUUAGAUAUAAAUUUUCGUAACAAGUAUAAUACGUAAAAAAGGACCCUUACGGCGGUCCGUUGCAGUCUGCUGACACUUAUCUCUUAGUAUAGUUAAUUAGUUUAAGUAUUUAAAUAAUGGUAAACAAUCUUGAUACGUUUUUGUCGAAAAAUACAUUUAUAAAAUAAUUUAUAGCCAUUACAAGAUGAAACAAAAUGAAAUAACAGAUGUUCUAAUGAAUUACUUUUGCUAUUAACCUUAGCCUAUUUUAAAAAUAUUUUUUAUGAUAAAAAACAUAACAAGAUUGUUUACCUCUAAAGUACCAAAACAAAAUAUGGACUACAAUAGUGGGACCUUAGACCUAAGACCUUAAGGCGGUAAAUUACCGUACAUCUUUUUUAAGUUUUUAAGGACUCUUUGCUUUAAAUUCUUUUUAUUUUGUGUUUCACUCAAAUCACCAUGCUUAUUAACGUUAUCACUAGUAAUGGGAUGCAAAUCCUCAGCUGCCAUUUCAGUUUUUAACGAUUGAAUUGUGUUAAAUAUUGUUGAAUAAGCUAUAGUUCGCAUGUUUUCAGGCAAGCGUUCUAAUUCAAACGCCACAAUUCUUGCAAAAUCUUCAUUGCGAGGAUCAUUUAUAGUUCGGUUAUGGAAAUUAAUUUCUGGUAAAUUUCGAGUAGUAUAAAAUAUCUCUUGUGUACUAUUACCUUCAUCGUUCCUUAAUGUAAAUGUAAUUCCAGCUUCACGAGUUUGAGUUUCUUUGUGUUCUGUAAAAAGAAAGACCAGGUAUUGUAAUUAGGUACUACGUCAUAGUAGGAAAAUUUUCCCUAAUCAGAUUUUUGUUCAUCCAGUUUCCUUUUCUUACAAAAGUAGAUACCACUGCGUAUCUGGUUUCUAUGGCCAGACUCUCCACAAUAACUGCAAGUGGGUGAUUUGCGUUUGAGAGUUACAGAAAGUGUGUUGGUUUGUAUUUUACUAACACCUGGUUCAACAUGUUCUUGUGUGUAUUGGGAUUGUUCAGAAUUAGUAAGUGCUAAGGGAUCGCUUGCAAUAGCUAAUUUAGGUUGUGGGCAAAGUAUAUCUUGUGAAUGUGCAAGUACGAAAGGUCUUAUUUUUUCAAAUAAAUAUUUCUGCCUCUCAGAAGAAAGGCCUUGAGGUUCGAUUUCUGUAGGCAUACUAUCCCCAAAUUUAUUUUCUGUGAACACGACAUGCGUACUGUGACCUUCCCCGGAGCAAUUUUUUGUGCAUUGCAAUAGCCCUAUCGAUGUAGACUCAGUUUUGAAAUGAGAAAAGGAUUUUAAUUUUUGCAACUUAACACCUUUUGCGUCCGUGAAGUAUUUAACCCAGUUAUAUGUCUUUACAUUAACAGCGUCACCCGAUUCAUUUCCUACCAAAACAGUCAUUAUAGAAUUUGAUCGCUUACAUGCCGUAACCGCUAUCUCGCAAACGUCUUUGACGGUAUUUACAACAGAUCUUCGAAAUUUUUUUUUAAAUAAGCCAAAAUAUUGGUCUGGCGCAAACUUUGUGUGGCCUACAGGCAAAAAUGACAGCUGAAAGCUCUUGUGUCUAGCAGUCAUGACACGCCAAACAGCGUAUUGCAAAACAUAGUUAUUUUUGUUUUGACCACAGCAAUUAUCUGCGUGGCAGAUUACGUUGGUUUCUCCUAAAGACAAAGUUUCAAAAAAAUUGUGGAUCAAUGAUAUCACAACGUUAGCCCCCUUUCCAAUAACGCAAGCUUCAGGAAUUACAUACAAUAUAAAUUUGCCUAAAGGUUCUACAGCGAUACCAAAAAGGGCUACCUUGUACCCUGUUAGAAAAUAUAAUGGGCCAACCUGUUGCGAGUCAUGAGGAAGAUGAAUUUGCUGCGCAAAAUCGAAGGAAAUAUGAAGAACGCCUUCAAAAGAGCACGGAGGGUGCGGGCCGAGAACACAAUUUGAAACUUGCGAAGCUGAUUCUGCAAUUACAUCUUUAUAAUAUUGUCUCUCUGUUUGAGCUUUUUGUAAAUGUUCUACGGAUUCCAUAUAUAGUUUUGUUUUCACUUCUUCGUCCAUAUUUCUUGAUUUGGAAAUGCUCAUUACAUUUUGUUGGCAAACAUGACAAAGAUCUGUACGAGGCUUUUGAAUCACAAUAUGAGGACAAAAAUCAUCCCAUAUUUUGUACCACGAAGAACGACCUACAUACGUUUUUUCUGAUUUUGUACAUGCCUCAACGUACUUCUCGUAUAUAUAUUGUUUUGUCAUGCUACUUGGCAAAAUGUUAAGAUCUGGGUUACUGUAAUAAGGUAAACGCCCCGGGAGCACAAGAGAAUUUUGUUCUGAAAAUGAUUUAAUAAAAGUGACAGCUGUGACACGUUGUUCUAAUGUAAACGAAUGAUGAAUGUUUUUGCUCAAUUUAUGCUCUUUUAAUUCUACUCCAUGCUCAUUAACAUGUUUUACAAUGUUUUUAAACUUUUUCGGACCUACUCCAUGGACAAAAACAAAGAAGCUUUUGCAGACAAUUUUGCCCCUAAACAUAUACUUAACCGCGGCACGCUCCCUGUUUUUUAUUUUGUGCUUUGAUUCUUUUGACGUGUCUGGAUUAUUAUCAACCAAGCAGUUUAAAGCACCCGUUAACAAAAUGUCUUGAUGAUUUGAGUGAAAAUCACAGUUACUAUUUAAACUUAUACAAUCAAAUCGAGAUUUUAAAAUUUCCUCCUUUGCAAAUAACUUGAAACACUGCUUUUGACAGCACCCGUUUUCAAAAAAUAUAUUUUCUUCAAUCGAUACAAGGUCAGUAGUUUCGCCUUCUACGAAAUCUACUGUCAAUAUAUCUCGUGUUAUUAUACCCGUUUCAAAAUCUUCAUCUUCACCAUCAGCUUGUUGAUGUGGUAAUUUAACAUUACUGACAUACAUCGAAUAUUCAUCUUGGAAGGUUCUUAAUUCUGACUCCCAGGUUUUAUGUGAUUGAAUUCCUACAACAAUUUGAGCAAAGAUUUUGUCAAUACCUAAAUGAAAUUCAGUGUAUAUUUAACACAAAAUUCACAUCACAAUUUUUCUUACAAUUUAUUAUGAUAAUUAGAAUAGGCUGGUACAUACGAUUUGAGCGCCAUCUUGAGUCAAGUUAUUCCGCGCGGACAGUAACAAUAAUCUACCUAUACUACUACUAACAAACAAAAAACAAAACAAAUAAAUGAGAUAGACAUAACCUACGCAAGAUUACUGUUAAAAUCAAUGUAAAAAUAUUGUUUACCUUUUAUAGUUAUUUGACAGUUGCACUGGGAUGUACAUGCGUGAUCCGAUGAGAAGUUCUCAAGUUCUUUAUGGUCACCUAAAACAAUAAGAACAAAAUUAAAAACUUUGAAGUACCUAACUUGCGCAAAAAUAAUACAUACCUACUUAUCUAUUUAUUGAUUUGAGACUAUAGGUUUUGUACUUACGUGCCAGUUCUUGAGACUUUGAAAUAAUUGUUGGUUGGCUAUCUGUAGUAUCGAUAUAAGUAUUCACUUCUGUUUCCUCUUCCAUCGCGAUGGUAUAGGUGUUAGUUGAUUUCAAAUCUAUAAAACAAAAAAUUUAAUAAAUAACAGGAGUGAGUACGCAAUAGAAAUACUAAUUCGAUUAUAUCUUCAUGAUACAAACUUACCUCAAGCAUGGACAUAGCCUCAAGUGUAAACGAUAAACGAAUUUCCUUCCGGAGAGCACCACGCGCGAACGGUCGUUCAGUUGGAUCACAAAAUCUUGACUGACUGAAAGUGGGUGCGAGCGACGCGUGCGACCGGCAACCGCGACGCGACGACGACUGUGCGUGAGCGAGACAUAACUAUCUAGCCUUGCUUCUUGUCAAAGGAUACCGCCGCAUAUACAAAGAAUGCCGCAUGCAGCGCGGCGUGCGACACUAAAAUGGCGGGUAUACGAUGAAUAGUUUAGUUUAUACCUACUUUGCAAUAUUCAAAUGUCGAUAAAUAUGGUUUAAAUUACAAGAAAAACUAUUUGUUAGGUCUUGCCGCGAUAAGGUUCCUUUUUUACUAAACUUUAGAUGGAUACAAAACUUUUUUAAAUUGACGUUUCGAAAAGUUGAACACAUCUACAUGUAGUAAAUACAAUCAUCUUUUUAAAAAUACAAUUAAUAAAAAAACGAUUUUUUUUGAGGUAUUUUACAAAUUUAUUAAUAUCUCGGAAACUAGCUACCGCCAUAAGGUCCCUUUUGAUUUGGACGACCACAUAUAUCUUAACUAUAGGUGUUUUAUGUAUGACUUAUAUGUGUAAUAAAUAAAGUAUACUAAUUACAUAAUCUCCAUACGCCCCCAUUGAUGUAAUUCCAUGUAAUUUCUAUAUUUAUUGUAAUGUAAUUUGUUGGAUAUACAUAUAAGGUUUUGUUAUUUAUAUAUAGUUGAUAAGUUGUCCUUUGAUGUUUAUCAACUGCCGAUUUAUUGAUAGAUAUUUAAUGAGACAGGCUUAUAAACUUGGGAUUCUUCUUUUAGAAGAUGGGCUAGCAACCUGUCACUAUUCGAAUCUCAAUUCUAUCAUUAAGCCAAGCAGCUGAACGUGGCCUAUCAGUCUUUUCGAGACUGUUGGCUCCCCGCAAGGGAUAUAGACGUGACGUAUGUAUGUAUGUAUUUAAUGAGAUAUUGAUGUAUUAUGCCAAGAAAGAGUGUUUCACACGGAAGUUCUAAGCAGGUAAACCUCACUCGAAUUGGAUCGGUCAUAAUCACACAUCCAGUUUCCUGAAUGUGCAUGUUUCCUCACGAUGUUUUCCCUCACCGUAAGAGCAUCGGUUAGUAUUCAAACUAAUGUAAAAACCUUUGAAAAUAGAUAUUGGUACAUGGCCGAUUCGACUACCGACACUUAAGCCUAAGAUUUUAAUUAUAUCAUCAUUUAAACUGAAUACACUAUAAUAAUUUUACGUGAUACAUGUACUUAUUAUUAUUAUAAUAUGCUUCCAGACUUGCUUAUUUUUUCUUUUAUAUAAACUCAAAAGUGCUUCAAUUGUCAAAUACUCUUUCUAUACAUGAUUAUACUAAGGUCAUCAUAAAAUGAACCACUAAAAUGUUCAAAAUGUUUUAUUAAUAUAAUACUUCCAGUGAUUAUGAUGUUAGUUAUAUAAUAUAUGAUAUUAUGUGUGAUAAAUAUAUUCAUAUGUUAUUAAUAAAUACAGUCGGUGGCAAUAUUCUAUAAUUGGUAGUGAUAUCAUACAUUGUCUAUAAAAGUUUUAUAUACAAGAAAUAAAUAUAAAACUUUUAUCGAUAAAAUAAUAUAUAACUAAUAAAUAACUAAUAUAUAUAUAUAUAACUAAUCACUAUAAAUUUAUAAUACGGGUAGUAUGGAUAGGAUAGUAUUAUAUUUUCAGUCAUACUUAAAAAAAUUAAGUAUGACUGAAAAUAUAAUACUGGCCAUGAAGUAGUUUUAUUUUUUACUGAGGUGUUCAAACAGAGACAAUACAGUUUUAUUCAAAUUUCGUCUUAUUUUUAUCAUAUUAUUUUAUUAAAAAGUGUGUAAUGAAUCUACCCACAAAAUGUGAAGUGAAUUAAAUUCGACCUUAUAAUUUUAUGUCGCCGACUGUACCUAUGCAGGUAUUCUUAGUAAUGAAUGUGUUGUGUGCUAGUAUAUACCUAUGUGUGUCUUACUCUCGAAUUUUAUAAUUAGGACCAUGGUUAGUUCUACUCUUUUGGCAUUUCGGUGAGAUUAUCAAAUUAGUUUUAUUUUAUUGAACUUAUAUUGGCGAAUAACUUUAAUUUAAAUUCAAUUUUAUUAAAUUUUAAUUUAUACAAGCUAAAUUAUUUUAUUUAUUCAUGGGUUGGGUUUUUAUAUUACUACUACUGUAAAAUUUUAAUAUUAAAGACGCAAAAUGUCGAAUAUUUCAGGGAAAAAGACAGAUUCUUUUUUUUAAAUGAUUAUUUUUAUUUUGAAUAAAUAUAUUUCACAUAGAUUUACAUAUCAUGGGUAUAUUAUUACCCUCAAAUUAUUGUUAUUUUUAAAUAUUUAACGCGUUCAUUUUAUACAAAUUAUCGAUAAAUGUUACAAUUUUCGUCGACUGCAAAACGACUGAACAAAUCUUAGCCAAAAUAGAAAUUUUUGGUAAUUUAUUAUAUUUAAUAUAACCUUCGGUCAGGCUGCAGCGCAUAUUAACUUGGGAAUUCUCAUAAGUUGUGUCGAAGGACCAAAAAUCCUGCUCGAAGGACCAAAAACUAAUGGCGAACCGUUAAUAUUCGUUGAAUAUGGUAGAAAGACAUGACAUAUUUAGAAUUGACAAGUUAACUUUCGCUGAUAAUUAUCAAAAGUCACCACAGAUUAAGCACAAAUAUGUACGAGUAAUUAAUAAAAAUAAAAACAAGGGUAAAAAUAAUGAUCAACUUUUUUCUGGUGAUUUUGAUGGUGAAAAGGGACCGAAAGUAGGUUGAUGAGAAUUUUGAAAGUUUUUCAUUUAGAAAAUUUACUGAUAUUACUUAUCCAAAGAAAAGUUAAUUAAAAGAUAUUUUGUAUGUAUAAAUUAUACAACAAAGGUUUUGUUUGUUCAAAUCUAACCUAUAAUUAGAUACAUAAUUGUGCUUAAUUUCUGCGGCCUUCAAGUAUUGUAUUUUAAACUUGUUGAUUUUUUGUAUAUUUUAUAUAUAUUUAUUGUUGUGGUGACGUGUUAAAUGUAGUUUUACUAUUAUAUUGGAUGGAUAUAAUCUUAUAUAGAGAGCGGUACUUGUAAAGGUGGUGUAACUACUUAAGGUAUUAUUUAUGGGUUUCACUAAAAAGAACAGUGGGCUCAAAGUGUACACAAUGGGAUAUCAAACGCAGUGUACCUUUUUUUAGUCUAUAUUUAAAUUUAGGUCUUAUAAGAAUUUACAUGUAACCAUAAAAUCGUGUCUAGAUUCUUUUACUCAUUUGUUGACAUCUUUAAUUUAAUAAUUACGAAUUAGAAAUUGUAUAUUUCAUGACUAUUACAUAAAUCUCUCUUGACGUGUAUAGUCAUCUGCAAAAAUCAUAAUUAUAUACUUCCUCAUAGCUGGUCAUAGUCUUUUAGAUGGACUUUUUCAGGUGACCGUACAGUCGAUAUCAAAAGUAUAAGUGAUUAAUUCUAUCGUUAAGCCUAACAGCUGAACGAGGCCUAUCAGUCUUUCAAGACUGCUGGCUCUGUUUACCCCGCAACGGAUAUAGUGGACGUGAUUAUAUGAAUGAAAUAAUAUUUGUUAUAUCAAAAAACUGUAAUGUCUUUUUUUAUAUCACCUUUUGACUGUGUUCGCGUUAAAAUACUUAGAACAUAUCUCCAUAGUCCAUAAUAUUUAUACGUAUAACAGUUUUUCUUAUUACUUUUACAAAAACACAAUGUAUAAUUUAUUAUGUACCAAAUAAAAAAUAAAAAAUUGUAUUGAUUCAGUGAUACUACGCCUCGAUACCAUAAUUGAAUUCGUAAAACACAGCCCUAUUAUUAUUCUAUUCUUUUUUCAAUUUAUGAAAUCAACUGUUUUAUACCUUUCAAAAUCUUAUCAUUGACACACAAAGGUCUGUUUAAACUGGUCAAAAAUCUCGACCGCUUUAAACACGUUUACCCAUGUCAAGAAUUAAAAAACUAACCCAUUAUUAAGGACUUCGUGUUUUAUGUCUCCAAGUUUUACGUCAUAAAGAUUAUAAAAUUUCGAAAAAAGAAUACCUUAGCUACACCUACAUACUAUGUUCUCUUAUAGAAAGAUGCGUUCGAUGUUUAAAAGGCGAAUCUACAUAGAGUGAGCAACCUCGCGAGACAACUUUAUUUGGGUCGAUGGGAAACAAAAGGGCAUGUUUCGAACGAAAUCAAAAAAAUUAUCAUUACAUAACACUAUCAAUGAAUAACACUCGUGCGUGUCCUAGCCGGCAUCGGAGCUUGAGUUUUUAAUACUGAUAGACCUUUAGUAUCGACCGUACAAGCUAGAAACGGUGAUUUCAACUAACCCAAAUGCAUCAUUUAUUUGCCCUAAAGCAUGGAAGAGCAAUGGCACAUACGAGGCUGCUCAUUCUAUAUAUACCCGAGUCAUAUCAGGUCCCAACAACUUUCACGGCAUAAUUUGAAGACUUCUUAAAUCCAUCAUUAAGCCAUCAGCUGAACGUGGCCUUCGAAAAUUUUCAAGGCGCUUUGUCUACCCCGUAAGGGCGUAAUACACGUUUACGUUUUUAAAAUGAAAAGUUAUACCUUUGAACGUUGAAUACUGCAAAAAAAGGUGACACUUUCAAAUUAUUCCAUGAAAAUAUUUGGGACUCAAUGUGGACCCGCCUUAAGUGACGUAGAGGCAGCAUACGACUGUGUCAUUGCAACAAAUAUGGGUAACCAUCGUUGUGAUAUUUGUAAACCUAUUACUGUAGCCUAGGCUAGAGAUCUUUCUAGACGUCAAUAAAUAGUUUGUCAUAUUUUCAUGUA